AUGAAAUGACAUUUUGGGAUUUAACAGUCAAAGCAGCUGAACUCUGAUUAGAACCUGGCAAAAUUCAAUUCGUAGAUUGAUAUAUGUGAAUGAAAAAUGUGUUUUUCAGCAGCUUUGGCACUUCCAUCAAUUCCCAAUCUCGAGCUUUCUUCUUCCAAUUCUACCUCUAAUUGGAGUGGAAAGGACGAAGAUCCAAAUAAGAGUCAAGCGGUGAAAUUGUCAUUACCAGCUUAUAAAUGGCGCUUUGUUAUUGCUUACGACGGUACCAGAUUUUCAGGAUGGCAGUAUCAGCAGUCAACACCUACUAUACAGUGCAUUCUGGAAGAAGCUCUGACUACAAUAACAAAAUUAAACCGCAAAGAUCUUUGCUCAGUUGGUGCAAGUCGAACAGAUGCAGGCGUUCAUGCAUUGGGUCAGGUGGGACACUUCAUUACGCCUUUCAACUAUGAAACGCUAGAAGGCGUUCACCAAGCUUUAAAUGGUCUUCUUCCUUCUGAUAUCCGAGUUAGAGAAAUCAGCCCUGCGGUGCCUGAAUUUCAUGCUCGUUUCUCUGUCACAAGCAAGAUUUAUUGCUACCAAGUGUAUAAUUCCACUAUCAUGGACCCAUUUACGAGGCACUAUGCUUACCAUAGCACAUAUAAACUCGACGCUGCUGUCAUGAGAGUGGCUGCAGGGCAUUUUUUGGGGAAACAUGACUUUUCUGCCUUUGCCAAUACAUCACGAAAUGACCGAGUGCCAAAUCCAGUGAAGACAAUUUUUCGAUUUGAUGUUGUUGAAAAGGGACCUCUUUUACGGCUUGAAGUUGAAGGAUCUGGUUUCCUAUAUAGACAAGUUCGGAACAUGGUUGCCUUGCUGCUUCAAGUUGGAAGACAAGCAGUUCCACCUGAUAUUGUUGUUAGGAUUUUGGAAUCUCGUGAUAGGAAGGAACUUGCGAAGUAUGCCUUGCAAGUUCCACCUCACGGCCUUUGUCUCGAGACUAUCAACUAUAAUGAAGAACAUCUCAGACUUCCAACAGAUUCCCCUGCAAGUAGUUUUGGUAGGCACCAUAGUAUAAGCUAUUGUAAGGUGCCAUUCAUAUGACUAGUUGAUAAUUUAAAAAUGAAAGCAUGUAGAAUGAAUUCUGCCCUUUUUAACACAUUCAUAAAAAGCAUUUGCUGUCUUGGUAGCCAUUGUUUGAAUGCAUGGCAAGAGUGAUAAUCACUCAUACUAUCUCGCUUUGCAUGUGUCUUGCUAUGUUCGUGGUGGAGGUCUUGCCCGUGCUUAGGAUCGUGUGAUUUAUGGUAGUUAUUAUUCCAUAAGCAUAUCUGUGUGAUUGUCAUUUGCUGCAUUGAGUGAAGAUUUCAUUAGGAUCUGGUGUGAUUUCCUGUUUCGGGGUUCAAAUUGGUUGAAUUCUGGACCUUCUUUUGGGAGACUAGUGCCCUUCCCUCCAGACAGAAGUAGUUAAAUCCCAUGCUGAAAAGGAUAUAGUUUUGCAGAGGAGAGUAUUGUAAUUUGAUGGGGUUGUAAUUCUCUUGAGUCAUGGCCACUCUUGUAUCAGAGUUUUGUUGCUUGAAUUGCUGUAAAAGGCUCAUCUUAA
This is a messenger RNA of Nicotiana tabacum (common tobacco), 1576 nucleotides long. RefSeq lists its product as uncharacterized. Gene Ontology annotation, biological process: tRNA pseudouridine synthesis. The record is from RefSeq and is a predicted model, not a curated record. Gene Ontology annotation, molecular function: RNA binding; pseudouridine synthase activity. NCBI's taxonomy places the organism in Eukaryota, Viridiplantae, Streptophyta, Magnoliopsida, Solanales, Solanaceae.